CUUCAGCAUACACCCACUGAAAAAUCUCGCUCAAUAGCUACCUCCUGGUGCCCAGUUAACCGUCGCACCAACCACCUACAUGUGAAUAUGUCGAUUCCAACACCCAAGCCCCGAAAGAGGCGUCUAUCUCUCUCUGAAAUAGAUGAAUCACCCGCAAUCGACGCUGCUAUCGACAUAUUCCAAAAAUCCCAGUCAUCAAUCAUGGUCUCGCUCCCCGAGACGGGAUGCUUCGACACAAUGGUCCAGCGCGUCGAGGAGACGAUGGCGCUGGUGGAUAAGAGAGGGAUCAGCUUGGCGCAUAAGGCGAAGAGGAGAAGGGCUAUUGCGGAGAGGCUGAGUGAGAGAAAGCAUGGUGUGGAGAACAAUCCCCUAUUUGGUGAGAUAGGGCGCCCAAAAAAUCCCCCCCUUACUCUAUCCUCGGACCAAACAACCACAAAGAACUGUCCCACUUGUCGAAUCCAGAAACAAACCCAACUUUUGCCACCCAAAGCCAAGCGGGACACGACCACGCAGAAUAUCAGCCCCAUGCUCGCCGCCAUGAUUUCAGAAGUCGAAGCUCAAAGCCAGAACAACAAGAAUAUGAGCGAGGAAAACAGUGAAGAUGAAGACAGCAAGCCCGAGAUUCUGGUCGUAGAGAAGGAGUACUCGCCAUUGAAGAUCAGGAUUGUGAAGGCGCCGGAGAGGAAUGGGGGGUAUAUUAUUGCGAAGUCCGGGGGCAAGGAUUGGAUGCUUGAGUUGGGGAUGAGGUUGGAGAAGGAGGAAAAAGAGCGAAAGGAGAGAGAUGAAGAGGAAGGGUGUGAGGUUGUCGGCUAAUUCAUGAAAGGGGUCGUGUAUUGGAUGACAAACCUCACAAUGGUGAUAUGGAU
Molecule: messenger RNA, 866 nt
Organism: Pseudogymnoascus verrucosus
Lineage: Eukaryota; Fungi; Ascomycota; Leotiomycetes; Thelebolales; Thelebolaceae
Exons: 3
Coding region: 88-813 (241 amino acids)
Source: RefSeq, a predicted model, not a curated record